UCCUGCAGUGGCGGAUGGGCUCGGAGCUCCUGGAGCGCAGACAUGUGAGGAGCACGUAGUGAAAAAGAAAAAGCUGUUGGAAAAACAAAAGAGCUCUCCCAACAACAAAUCCCUCUGUAGCUUUGAGACUCAAAACGGAUUAUAAAGCGCAUUACCGGCUCGAAGCGAUUCAGGACCAACUUUGCUACUGUUUUUUUUUAAUUUUUAUUUUGGUGCAGAUCUUCAGUCACCACCUGGCAGCCUUCUCAACAUCUUCAGGCUUUGAAUAUAAAAGGAUCCGCACACGAUUGGAUUGCAUCCCUGUAACAGACUAAAGGGGUGAGGAAGAAGAGAGAGACAGUGAGGAGGGGGGAGGUCUGCAUGAUGUUUGCCUUCCUUGAAGGUGAGAUUAUCUAUUAACAGCUUGUGGCGGAAAAUCAGGUUCAGACAGCCACUCUCUGGAGGAAUGAUUGUACAUAGCAUAAGGGCUGCACUGGGACCAGUGCUGAACUGCAUGAUGACUCCAGCUAACUCAUCAGAUGUGGCAUAAGAUGGGGGACCAUGAUUCACAUUUGUCUAGAAAUGUUUUUAUCCACACAUAACAGAGGAACCUGCAGACCACAUAACUGAAACCUGAAAUUAUGUUUUUGGCAAGGAGUUCCUGUCUUUUUGGAUUCUGAUUUUUAGUGUUUUGCUUUCUUUUUUUUUUUUUUUUUUUUGUUGUCGAUGAAUGGAUUUUAAUGAGGACCAAGGGACACCAGUACAGUAAGCCCUACAGUCAAGAUAUUUGCAUACAUCUCUGCUACCUUUUGGCUGUGGCUUUUGUUUCCGCCUGGAGAACGGCAUGGAUCUGUCCCAGGACCACCUGUCAGACUGGAGCUCAGUGCAGCCCAGCUUCUCUCCGCUGCUGCAGUACGACGGCUCUCAGGAAAGACUCAACCACACCUACAGCUUCCACAGCUCUGUAAUGCUGUCCUCCACUUUCAGUUCCGCCACUGCCUCCCUCCAUCAACCUCUGCCUUCUCUGCUCCCCUCCUCCCUCAUUCCUUACUCAUCCCUCAUCUCCUCCCCUUUAUUCUCCACCACCUCAGCCUCAUCCUCAUCCUCUUAUCCUGUCUACCAACCCUCCUCCUUUCCUUUGUCCCUGUCCACCUUUCCUUUGAAAGACUUGGCCAACCUGGAGAACAUGCUGCUCUGGACUCUCCACGAGCCCAGCACAAUCGCUCUGACCAUCAUGUACUGUCUGUCUUUCAUUUUGGGAUUUAUUGGGAACUUAAUGUCCCUGCGCGUCCUCACCAACAGGCGGAGCCGGCGGCUAGCUGGUGUCAGCGCCACUCGCAGUCUGCUGGUGAACCUGGCGGUGUGUGACCUGGCUGUGGUGUGUGUGUGCAUGCCCAUCACCCUGGGAAGUCAGAUCUACACCGCCUGGGUGUACGGCGACCUCCUUUGUCGGGCGGUGCCCUUCACGCAGGCUGUUUCAGUCUCAGCCAGUGUGUUAACGCUGACUGUGAUCAGUGUGAAUCGCUACUACAGUGUUCGAUCACCACUGCGAGCUCGCUCCAUGUUUACCCGCCGUCGAAUCUUGGCGACUGUCGCCGUGGUGUGGACAGUGUCUUCGAUCAUGUGCGCUCCUAUUGCAGUGAUGAACCAGCGGCGGGAGAUCAGCUUUGAGACAUUUGCCAUCUUGGUCUGUGAGGAGAGGUGGCCUCAGCAUCGCCUUAAACAGGGAUAUAAUGUGCUGCUGUUUGUGAUGCUCUACUGCCUGCCAGUAACCUUUAACCUCACCAUAGGCUUCCUAACUGGCAGAAGGCUUUGGGGUGGAAAAAAAUCCACUUUCGCUGAUCUCGACCCUCGCAGCGAAGCUCUGCAUGCCUCGCGCCUAAAGACGCGCCAGAAGAUCGCCAAGAUGGUUGUGUGUCUUGUGCUGCUGUUUGCAGUGUCCUGGCUGCCACUCUACUUGGUUGACCUUUGGAUCGACUGCGAGCAAAGACCACCGUCUUGGCUCCUGCAGACACGGCCAUUUGCCCAGUGGCUGGGCCUGACAAACUCCAGCCUUAACCCCAUUUGUUACUGUUUCAUAGGGGAUCUGUACCGUUCAGCUAAAGUGAUACGGACGCGAUACUACCAGAAAGUCUCCGCUAUCUUCGGCUCCUCCUCAUUCUCCAGCUCAGCUGCCGUGAUGUCUCCUACUGCAGUGAUUACAGACACCAAAGUGACUGCUGCUGAGCGGCACCAUAUUUCUGCCACUGCUGUGGCAGCGUCUGCAUCCAUCGUUGCAAUCCCCAGGCUGUUGAGCUUGGCUAGAGGACAGGGACUUGGGCGGAAGGUCGGAGACAGUUCAGACAGCCAAGCAGGAUCCGACCACAGUAUCUCAGACUGGUGUCGGUCCAGUCCCAGUGUGUGUGACAGCUCCUUGUUCCCCUGCCAGCUCCACACACUCCAGCACUCUAUACAAACAGCAGACAUUCUGCCCACAAGAAGACACUCUGUGAUGGAGAACGUAGGAUCAUUACCUUUAAGAAUGGAGUCUGUGGACAUAGACGUGCUGCCUUUGAGGAGGCAUUCGGGGGACAGAAUAUAUGGUCUGUCAGCUGAUAAGAGAGACAUCAUUACCAUGGGCAGAGACGCUCUCUGUUACUCUGGGCAGCACAGAAGCAAAACAUCACAAACCUACUAUCUGGUAGGAGAUGGGCAGGAUGAAACAACCGAUAUGACCAGCCUGUGAAAGCUGCAGAUUAUCUGAAGAAUCAGCACGGAGAAUUUUUUCUUGUCUGUCCCACAGGCAGCAAAAACAAAAACAGCUGAUUCAGUUUGCGAUUGACACUGUGGGUUUAUCCCUUGCAAAAGCCAUUUUUUGUCUUGAGGAUAAACUGGAUUGGUUGACACACUCCUUCCUUCUCUGUAUAGUAUUCUCUCAGUAUCAUCAAAAGCACAGGGGAUUCAGGAUCAACGUUCACACCGAUGCGAUCAGGUUGUUGAAGGCAGAUGGAGGGAGCAGUGAUGGAGUGAAGCCUGCAGGGGAAGAUCUGGGGGUUGUGUAGCCACGGGCUAGAAAGCCAGUUAACAGCCAGAAGCACAGAUUAAAGCUGUGCACCAUUACAUGCAAGUCAUAUCAUAAGGGAUUUAGCUGCUAGUCACAGUCGUGUCUGCUUAAGUCAAUAACCCAGCAGGGCGCAUAUGUGCGAUUAGUUUUGUUUACUUUAUGUUAUUCUUGUUCUUUCUUAUUGCUUUGCUAAUGCAGGGACAUACUGUAUUAGAGCUUCUGACAGGUCUUUACAGGAUAAUGUCACCAUCAAUGUGUGGAGUCUGUGAAAAAUGUGUACCGUAGCAGCAGUUGUUCACUUGUGCAGUCAUGCAGUUGAUUUGCAGGGAAUAUG
This is a messenger RNA of Sander lucioperca (pikeperch), 3356 nucleotides long. Its product is annotated as phe13-bombesin receptor-like. The transcript is spliced from 3 exons. NCBI's taxonomy places the organism in Eukaryota, Metazoa, Chordata, Actinopteri, Perciformes, Percidae. The record is from RefSeq and is a predicted model, not a curated record. Gene Ontology annotation, biological process: neuropeptide signaling pathway. Gene Ontology annotation, molecular function: G protein-coupled receptor activity; peptide binding. Gene Ontology annotation, cellular component: membrane. Bases 824 to 2704 code for a protein of 626 amino acids.